GCAGAAAUGCAUAAAAGCAGCUGGAAAAGUAGAAGACAUGGAAGAAGGAGCCAGCGGCAGAACCCUACACUCAGACAACACAGACCUAACGAGAGGUGUAACACAGGGGCACAGCAGAGCCCACAGGAUUCCGACCACGGCGAUGGGGAGGUCCCGUCGACCUCGACCAGCACAGCUGGGAGUUCUUCUGUGCCAGAUCUACCAGGGUAUUACUUUGACCCCGAAAAGAAUCGGUACUUCCGCUUGCUCCCUGGACAUAACAACUGCAACCCCCUCACGAAGGAAGGCAUCCAACAGAAGGCAAUGGAACACAAAAGGCUGCAGCUGCUAGAGGAAGAGGACAGGCAGACAAAGAAAAUAACCAGGAUGGGAUUUAAUGCCACUUCCUUGUUACAAAAAAGCAAGCUGGGUUUUCUCAACGCCACCAGUUAUUGCCGUUUAGCCCAUGAGCUGCGAGUGAGCUGCAUGCAGAGGAAGAAGGUUCAGAUUCACAGCUCCGAUCCCUCCGCUUUGGCAAGCGACCGAUUUAACCUCAUAAUGGCGGAUACCAACAGUGACCGGCUCUUCACAGUGAAUGAUGUCAAGGUUGGAGGCUCCAAGUACGGCAUCAUCAGCCUGCGCGGUCUGAAGACCCCCACACUCCGGGUGCAUAUGCACGAAAACCUCUACUUCACCAACCGGAAGGUGAACUCUGUGUGCUGGGCCUCGCUGAAUCACUUGGAUUCUCACAUUCUGCUGUGCCUCAUGGGAAUCGCAGAGACUCCGGGCUGUGCCACCCUGCUCCCAGCGUCACUGUUCGUCAAUAGUCAUCCAGCAGGAGACCGGCCUGGCAUGCUCUGCAGUUUCCGGAUCCCUGGGGCCUGGUCCUGUGCGUGGUCCUCGAACAUCCAGGCAAAUAACUGCUUCAGCACAGGCUUGUCUCGGUGGGUCCUGGUGACCAACGUGGUGACGGGACACCGGCUGUCGUUUGGGACGAGCAGUGAUGUCUUGACCCAGCAGUUUGCCGUCAUGACUCCUUUGCUGUUUAAUGGCUGUCGCUCUGGGGAGAUCUUUGCCAUUGAUAUUCGAUGUCGAAAUCAAGGCAAUAACUGGAAGGCCACUAGCCUGUUCCACGACUCAGCGGUGACAUCUGUGAAAGUCCUCCAGGAGGAGCAGUGCCUGGUGGCAUCCGACAUGGCUGGAAAGAUCAAACUGUGGGACCUGAGGACCACCAAGUGUGUAAGGCAGUACGAAGGUCACGUGAACGAGUACGCCCUCCUGCCCCUGCACGUGCAUGAAGAAGAAGGAAUCCUGGUGGCCGUGGGCCAGGACUGCUACACAAGAAUCUGGAGCCUCCGCGAUACCCACCUGCUCAGAACCAUACCCUCCCCACAUCCCACCUCCAGGACCAACAUUCCCAGUGUGGCCUUCUCAUCUCGGCUGGGGGGCGUCCGGGGAGCGCCGGGGCUGCUCAUGGCCGUCCAGCAGGACCUUUACUACUUCACUUACAGCUAAUUCUGCAGAGAGCAGCCUGCAGGCAUGUGGAUUUGACUGAAUGGAGUAAAGAGUAGCCAUACCUCUGCCAUAUGCUGUUUCCAGUGAAGGCAUUUUAAAUGGAUGCUCUGUGUGCACAGAUCCCAUCCAUCCAGCUGCUGCGGACAUGAAGGUGCUAUGUUUUAUGUGGAGACACUUUAGUAAUGUAUGUCAGUUAAGUUGUGGGCUCAGAGAGCUUGAAAGUCCUUUUCAUAAAAGGUACCUAUUCCCUUUUGUUGAAUUCCUUAGAAUAGUCCCUUCCCCCUUUUAUAAAACAAAAAUUACUUUUUCUAAGGGCUGAAGAUUAGCAAUACCUAAAUUAAAGCUUCUUUCACCAAAAGCCCUUUCAAGAAGCCUAAUGAGACUGUCAGUGCCUGGGUCCCAAAAAGACAUGCAUCUGUACUUGAGAACGCCAGCUGGAGAGAAGGGGAAGAGGAAAGGAGUUUCUGGAGAAAGAUUUGAGGCUGGAGUUUGGCCUUCUCACACUCAGUAUCAGGAACAAAUGUUUGGGAUUCUCCUUUUCUUUAUCAUUCACGGGCAUUGGGCAGAAAGGUGGAUCGUUUUAGAGCAGUGAUUCUAAUGUGCAGCCAAGGUUGGGAACCACUGUUUUAGAGGCUGACUCUAGCCCGAGGUUUUAAGCAGGCCUUCGCGUGCCUUUUGUUGAGGCAUCCUUCAAAAUGUUAGCCACAGCAGCUCCUGUUUCUAUCAUGGGGACUUGAAUGUCAGAUUCAAGGGCCCCAUCUCAAAGAAAAUAGGCUUUGACGUUUUUACUGUCUAAGAGAAGCAGUUUGUGAGAUGUUUAUACCAGAUGUUAAAGAGCAUGUCUUUCUACCAAACAAUAAACCAGAAAGAACCUGGUAUGGUCGUUGAUAUUAAUGAUUUGAUCAUGAUGCUUGGCUACCGUAGGGACAAACCAGCUGCACGAACAUGUACUUAAAUCUCGGGUGAGGAAAAAGGGAUCGAGAUUGGGAUCAGCCUAAUGGCUUUGCUGGGGAGCUUUCGUUUGCCCACAGAUCCACCUGUGUGCCCUUUUCACCUGCUCUUGUGUUCCCCAAGCUGACCUCUUGGGUCCCUACCACAGUGGGUUUAGCCAGGAGGACCUACCGGUAGGAAAGCAAAGGGCAGGAGAGAUGGAAUUGUUGUUCCUGGCUCCUCUCCUGCUCGGCUGUGGCUGCAUUCCAACAGCUUCUGUUGGAACACAGCUCUCUGGGUUCCAGGAACUUCUCUCCAUUUGUCCCUUCAGACCCACAGCUGGUAGUUGCACCUCACUGCUGCUAGCCCAGAAUGCUUCAGCUACCCUCGUGAGCAUUACAUCUGCUUCCUGCCAGAACUCAAACUAAUACAACUUAGUGUACAGAGAAACAAAUCAAAAGAAAAGCAGAUGAGAAUGAUUGGUCAUCUGCUAAAUGAGCUACAUGUCAUAAUAGUUUUAGUGCCUCAUAUUUUAUAAAGACCUUUACUAUCUUACCUAAUAACUACACAUAAAGGAGGUAGGACAGUAUUAGUAAUAUAAAAAUUACUAGCAUCAUUAAUAGGUAGAGAAGUCCACACACAGAUGUUGAGUGACUUGCCUCAGAUCACAGACCUUGUUAGUGGAGAAUUGGGACUUGGAACCGGAAGACCUGAGACCACGUUCUAUUUUUCAUGCUCCUCCCGUCACUGACCAUAUUUUCCAUUAUAACUGGUGGUCUGGAGAAAUCAGGAAGUGACUCGGUGCAAGCAUAAACACGUGAUGCUAACAUUUCAUGAUGCUUAAUCACCAGGUAAAUGAAAUUUUCUGGCACCAGUGGGUAAGAAGCUUGCUAAUUCUUCUGUGUUUAAUCAUUUAGAUUUGUCCCUGUAUUGGCAACCCUGGCAUACUGGCCUGUACAUGGGUCCCAGGAAAUAUCUAUCUGAUCGAAGGGUCCAGGUGGCCACUUACCGCAGUCUCUUGGAGUAACUUUGGUGACAUGCCCCUGCCCAAGAGCACAAACAAGCAUAAUAAAUGCUGAGCCAUGACCUUAACAUCCACACAUACUUUUGUUCUCUCAAGAUCUAAGUUACCACAAUACACAAGUUCAUUCAUUACAGGAUCUGCAAUUUAGAAUCACUGGUUACUGCACGUCCACUGCAGAGCUUCCCCCACUACCAAUAGAGCUCUGUACUAUGUCAGUGGAGCCCAAAGCCCAUGGUUGGCUACUCAGUUCAACUUUGCUCUCUCCCCAGACAGUGGAGACAUUCUGACUACUCAAGACAAUACCAGGUGAAUUUUGACAAGCGUGGUCCUAUCACCGUAUAACUUCUCUUAUCAACAUAGCCCAAGUUCUUGUUAAGUAAAUACAUUUGUUGAAGAACCAUUUUAGAUUUUCAUUAGGCUUUAUUUUUAAAAAGUGGGAAGCUUUCAAAGUUCUAAUUUAAAUUUAGCAAUUUAUUCUUGAUCUCUAGUUAGCAGUCACUGCUCCUAACAUUUAGUCUAGGUUGUAUGAAAAGCAGUUAAACUUAGCUGAGAAGUUGAUUAAGCAUUUUGAUCUGUUUGCUUAUUAACAUAGUAUUCCAAAGAUUAGUAUGUUACACAGUCUCGAAGCAUUUUUCACUUGCAUGUCUAUUAGGCAUUUUGCCCUGUUCCCCAGGUAGAGAAUGAGCAGGCAGCGCUGACAGCAGCCCUGAGCUAUGAUAAGCCCUUUGUCAAAUGGCCUCGUGUUUGCUUGCUUGUAGCCUUCUAUAAAGAAAUGAGAACAAUGGCACAUACUGGCUAUCAAAAAUGCCCUCAGAUAAACACGUGCCUCACACACCAUCUUGCUGGGUAGCCACCCUAGAAUUCAGUUGGCCCCAAAGGCUCUGGAGGCUACUCAGAAUCAGUGUCCCUGGAAGCAUCCUUUGAGACCAAGUUAGUCCUACUUACCUGUCAGCCCUACAUCUGUCCUGGUCUAAAUCCUUCACAUAACCAUCUCCGAAAACAAUUGCAGGCUAAACUCAGUUUCUCCUUCCAUUUCCCCAUUAGUUGUUAUAAAAAGCAUCUAGGCCCACUCCUUUAAGUCUGCCUCUCCAGGCCUCCCACUGCCUGGCUAACACCCCUCCCUUCAACGGCUUCUUGUGCCUCAGAAUAAAAUGUGUGUUCUGUUGAGAUUUGA
Molecule: messenger RNA, 4622 nt
Organism: Myotis brandtii (Brandt's bat)
Lineage: Eukaryota; Metazoa; Chordata; Mammalia; Chiroptera; Vespertilionidae
Gene: DCAF4
Product: DDB1 and CUL4 associated factor 4
Exons: 14
Coding region: 7-1494 (495 amino acids)
Cellular component (GO): Cul4-RING E3 ubiquitin ligase complex
Molecular function (GO): protein binding
Source: RefSeq, a predicted model, not a curated record